Messenger RNA from Blepharisma stoltei, 222 nucleotides. The record is from the annotation of a GenBank genome assembly. NCBI's taxonomy places the organism in Eukaryota, Ciliophora, Heterotrichea, Heterotrichida, Blepharismidae.
AUGACUGCGGGCGAUAGAGUUUUUGGAAUCUUGGUUGGAAACAAAAUUGAUAUGAAUAAUAAAAGAGUUGUUUGUUACGAAGAAGCAAAAACCUUCGCUGAUCGUCAUAAAAUGAUUUAUAUAGAGAUUUCAGUAAAGACAGGGCAGGGAUGCAAAGUUCUUGAAAGAAUAGUAGCAAAUAAAAUAGUACAAUUAGUCACUUGAAGCGAGGGCAUCGCUUAA